AUGGCCUACGCAGAUAGCCUUACUCUACCACAUGGCUUACCAUCUACUUCCCCGGCCAUUAAUAAGGGAGCUGAUCUUAUGGUUCUGAAAGUCGCAUCUGUUCUUUCGACCUCUUAUUCAGACAAUGACUUUCGCGAUGCAAUUUUUCUUGCCGAUGAGCGGCUCUCAAGAGGCAAUGCUAAAACGAGGCGCCUUCUCCGAUUAGAUCUUCUACGAGAAGCAAUUGAUUGCAAUGGCGAAAUAAUCGAGGAGAUGGGUAGUGUUGUAGAGCGCUUGAAACUCCUCCGGAGCGUGGUCGAAAAAGCGAAUUCUCGCAUCAAAGCUAUUAGGCGACAAAUCGAUUUAGCGCAUGCUCAGACUUCACCUGCUCUGCGAGAUAUGUCAUCUCUCUUUGCACAACACAAGGAAAUAGAGAGGAAACAAGAAACUCUCAGCGCCGUUGAGGGCUAUUUUGUACUGACAGAAGACGAAAUUGAUUUGCUGACAUCAACGUUGAAACCCGUUGACGAUGCAUUCUUCACCUGUCUUCAGAAAGCGAAAAAGAUCACCCUUGGUUGCGACAUACUCUUAGGCUUUGAAAACCAAACUCUGGGCUUGGAGUUGAUCGAUCGGACAUCCGGGCAUGUCAGUUUAGCUUUUCAAAAACUUUACAAAUGGGUUCAGCAAGAGCUUAGAACGUUGAAUUUAGAAAACCCCCAUGUCAAUCCAUCCAUGCGGCAAGCGUUAAGAGUCCUUGCUGAACGACCUUCUCUAUUUCAGAAUUGCCUUGACUUUUUUGCGGCAUCUAGAGAACGAAUCUUAUCUGAGGCUUUUCACUGUGCUCUCACUGGCAUUACGCCACAAGGCACAGAAGAUACUUCCACCAGACCAAUUGAUUUAACGGCACAUGAUCCGCUUCGCUAUGUUGGUGAUAUGUUUGCUUGGGUCCAUUCUGCAACAGUGGGUGAGCGAGAAGCUCUCGAAACUUUGUUCACGCUCAAAAAGGAUGAUGGGCUAAACCAACCCAUGCCGAGCUUCAACGAAGAGCCUUGGCACUUUCCCUCAGAUGAGGUCUCUGUCGAUACUGAUUCUAAGGUUCUUGAAGCUCUUGACCAACUAAUGGAUCGCAAUUUCUCACCGGUCGUUCGAAUACUGCGCCAGCGAGUUGAGCAAGCAGUCCAGUCAAACGAAGAUGUAAUUCCCGCCUAUAAGAUUUCUUCGCUGCUCAGUUUCUACCGAGCCACAUUUGAGAAGCUUCUAGGUGCGGGUUCCGGUCUGGAAGAAUGUGCGGGAGCUUUAGAGAAAGUAGCCAAGCGACAAUUUCGAUCACUUGUGAGAGAUAAUAUUUUAUCCAUUCAAGGUGAAUUUCAACAAGUUCCUUCAAACCUAGAGCCCCCGCGAUUCCUCCAAGAUGCUUUCAAACAGCUCAGCGUUAUUCUCCAGACUUAUGAGUCUUCUUUGUCUGUGUCCGCAGAUCCUGGAAGUGAGGUUCAAAGUAUAUUGUCACAAGCGUUUGAACCAUAUAUGUCGGGCUGCGAAGAGAUCGCAAAGCCGAUGACGUACCCUGAGAGUGGGAUAUUUCUUGUCAAUUGCAAACUCACGGCAGCUCUUUGCCUAGAAACUUAUGAAUGCACGACCUUCAGAGCAAAUGAAAUUCGAGAGAGCAUAUCACAGGAUGUUGUUAACUUGGUUAAUGACCAACAUGCUGUAUUUUGCCAGAGAUCAGGCCUGGAUAUGCUUUUAAAUAGCCUAGAAGAUGCUGCACUUGCUUCAGUAGCACCAUCUUCUGUUAUUCAAGCUAGCCAGGAGUUGGACGACUUCCUCCCAUCCGCAUUGAUGGAUGCGAUGGAUAGGCUAAAGGGGCUCCAGGACUCAGGAAUUGCUCGUGAGACUAUAGAACAAGCUGCUGAAAGAUUCUGUAGCGACUUUGAGAGGUUGGAGGAGGCUGUUGCAAGUCAAUUCGGCGAUGAAACAGACAAUGAAGCGGCUGUGCGAUUUUCAAGAACAUCGGCUGAGAUCCGAGUUCUCUUGUCUUAA
Trichoderma gamsii is the source of this 2016-nucleotide messenger RNA. RefSeq names its product oligomeric Golgi complex subunit 6. The transcript has 2 exons. The record is from RefSeq and is a predicted model, not a curated record. Gene Ontology annotation, biological process: intra-Golgi vesicle-mediated transport. NCBI's taxonomy places the organism in Eukaryota, Fungi, Ascomycota, Sordariomycetes, Hypocreales, Hypocreaceae. Bases 1 to 2016 code for a protein of 671 amino acids. Gene Ontology annotation, cellular component: COG complex.